Messenger RNA from Caenorhabditis remanei, 867 nucleotides. RefSeq lists its product as uncharacterized. The coding region runs from base 1 to 867 and encodes 288 amino acids. Lineage: Eukaryota; Metazoa; Nematoda; Chromadorea; Rhabditida; Rhabditidae. The record is from RefSeq and is a predicted model, not a curated record. Gene Ontology annotation, molecular function: protein binding. The transcript has 5 exons.
AUGGAAGAAGACAAAGUUAUCAAGUACAAAAGUGAACCGAAACCAUUUGUGUAUAACAAAGCAUCAGAACUGGAAAAAGGUUCUCAAAAUGGACUGAAUUGGGUCGCCUCGUAUUCUACAUCACUCACAAUGCUCACAAAACUCGUUGAUACAGGCUGUCACAUUCUUGUGACGUAUACGAGGAACGAGAAGAUUCCAUUGCUAAAGUUCGAUGUAGAAUUAACAAAUUCUGGGGAUAAGAUCACCAGAAGAAUCGGACUCACUACCGACAUUGGUAGGAGUAGCGGAUACUCCGAUGGUCACUUCACCUACGAAUUCACAUUAAAACCGUAUCGUCUCUCGACUCGAAAUUUUCCGAUCGAUCAACUAUUCGUUUCUUCGUUUGCUUCAGAUGUCGUUCUUGUCGUCGAUGGGUACAAAAUGCAUGUUAAUAAAUCUUUUCUCUCGAUACAUUCCGAUUUUUUCCGCUCGCUGUUUUCUAACAAUUUCAAGGAAGGAUCAAUGACUGAAAUUUCAAUAGAAGAAGUGAAAUACGAAGAAUUUUCACGUUUAUUGGCUGUCAUUUCUCCGAAUUCAGUACUUCCAACAGAUGAAUCUGUCGAAGGUCUUCUGAAACUCGCCGAGUAUUUUCUGAUGCCUGCAGUCAUAAAUGUCGUCGAGCAACACCUUCUCGGAGCCUCUCAUUUUUCCUUCUUUCAAUCAUUAUUUACCGCAGACAAGUAUAAAAUGGACAAACUUCUCGAUAAGUGUAUCUCGCUCGUUACGACACUGGAUCAUGUCAAAAGAGUGAAGGCUUUUCCGGAAUACGAUAAUCUCAAUCAUAUCACUAAAUCGAAAAUUCUUGAUCGUCUUAUGCAAGUGGUCUAA